Messenger RNA from Nestor notabilis (Kea), 4947 nucleotides. It is a transcript of the gene ABCA5, whose product is annotated as ATP-binding cassette, sub-family A (ABC1), member 5. The record is from RefSeq and is a predicted model, not a curated record. Gene Ontology annotation, cellular component: intracellular membrane-bounded organelle; membrane. Gene Ontology annotation, biological process: transmembrane transport; lipid transport. The transcript has 38 exons. Gene Ontology annotation, molecular function: ABC-type transporter activity; lipid carrier activity; ATP binding. The coding region runs from base 1 to 4947 and encodes 1648 amino acids. NCBI's taxonomy places the organism in Eukaryota, Metazoa, Chordata, Aves, Psittaciformes, Psittacidae.
AUGGCACCAGCUGCUCCAAGAGAAGCAGGAGUAUGGAGGCAAACGAGAGCUCUUCUAUUCAAGAACUGUCUUAUUAAGUGCAGGACUAAAAAGAGCAGCGUUCAGGAGGUCCUGUUCCCACUCUUCUUCUUGUUCUGGCUCAUUCUGAUGAGCAUGAUGCACCCACAUCGGAAGUAUGGCGAGGUGGCCAACACCAACCUUGGCACUCUGGAUACCUCCGUAUUGGUGAAUUUCAUCAUCGGAUACACACCACCAACCCGGAUGGCGCGAGAAAUCAUGAAGAAAGUGGCUUUUGAUAACUUUGAAGAUGGCAUCAUCACUGAGGAGUAUUUAAGCGAAGAGGAGCUGCAAGAGGCCAGUGCUUUUAAACCCUCAAACUUUGUGGGUGUUGUAUUCAACGAUGCCAUGUCCUACCAGCUGAGGUUCCAUGAUUCGGUCGCUAUGUCUUCCAUCUAUAUGGAAUCAAGAGCCAGUUGCUCCAACCUGCGGAAAGGAUGUGAAUCGGUGACAUACUGGAGCUCGGGGUUUAUAGCUCUGCAAGCCUGCAUUGAUGCUGCAAUUAUACAGCUGAAGACUAAUCAGUCGGUUUGGGAACAACUUGAGUUGACAAGAGCAAUGGUUAUGGGAGAGGCUGCAGUGGUGGAAAUAGAUAAUUUUCCCCGUGCCAUCAUUUUAAUUUACUUGGUGAUUGCUUUCUCACCAUUUGGGUAUUAUCUGGCAAUUCAUAUUGUGGCAGAGAAGGAGAGGAAGCUGAAGGAGUUCUUAAAAAUACUGGGACUUCACGACACUGCCUUUUGGCUUUCUUGGGUGCUGCUGUACAUAAGCCUGAUUUUUGUCAUGUCCAUUCUUAUGGCGGUGAUUGCGACGGCCUCUUCCCUCUUUCCCCAGAGCAGUGCCUUUGUGAUAUUCCUCCUUUUUUUCCUGUACGGAGUCUCUUCAGUUUUCUUUGCACUUAUGCUGACACCUCUAUUUAAAAAGUCAAAACAUGUGGGUAUAGUGGAGUUCUUGGCAACGCUGGCUUUUGGGUUUGUGGGUCUUAACAUCGUCCUGCUGGAAGAUUUCCCCAAGUCUUUCGUGUGGAUCCUCAGCCCCUUGUGUCAGUGCAGCUUCUUGAUCGGCAUUGCUCAGGUCAUGCAUCUAGAAGAUUAUGAAGAUGGUGCAACGUUUUCGAGUCUAAGUCACGGUCCUUACCCGCUCUUUAUCUCUCUCAUUUUAUUGGUGCUGGAUAGCAUAUUUUAUCUGCUUGUAGCUGUCUACCUGGAUCAGAUUAUGCCAGGGGAGUUUGGACUGCGCCGCACACCGUUCUUCUUCAUGAAGCCCUCCUUUUGGUCCAAGCACAGAAAGAACUACAAGGAAUUGUAUGAGAGCAGCGUCAAUGGCAGUUUAAGCUUCAGUGAGAUAGUUGAACCUGUGCCUUCGGAAUUCCAGGGGAAAGAAGCCAUCAGAAUCAGCUGUGUUCAGAAAACAUUCAGGAAAAAGGGGGAAACUGUGGAGGCUCUCAGAAAUUUAUCCUUCGACAUCUAUGAAGGUCAGAUCACAGCUCUGCUUGGGCACAGUGGGACCGGGAAGACAACGCUGAUGAACAUCCUUUGUGGGCUGUGUCCACCAACAGAUGGGUUUGUCUCUGUCUAUGGGCACAAAGUCUCUGAAAUCGAUGAGAUGCUCGAAGUGCGACAGAUAGCAGGGGUGUGCCCUCAGUCUGACAUCCACUUUGAUAUACUAACAGUAGAAGAGAACCUCUCCAUAUUUGCUGCAAUUAAAGGAAUCCCUCAGAAUGAUUUGAUACAAGAGGUGCAGAAAGUGCUGUUGGAUUUGGAUAUGCAGCCUAUCAGAGACAACCAAGCUAAGAAAUUAAGUGGGGGGCAGAAGAGGCGGCUGUCAGUGGGGGUUGCUGUUCUUGGGAACCCAAAGGUUUUGCUGCUGGAUGAGCCAACCGCAGGGAUGGAUCCGUGUUCACGGCACAUUGUCUGGAACCUCCUGAAAAACAGGAAAGCGGAUCGUGUGACGGUUUUCAGCACCCACUUCAUGGAUGAAGCGGAUAUCCUCGCUGAUCGUAAAGCUGUGAUUUCUCAAGGGAUGUUAAAAUGCCUUGGAUCCUCUCUCUUUCUCAAAAGCAAAUGGGGAAUUGGCUACCGCUUGAGCAUGCACAUUGAUGCCUAUUGCAACACAGAAGCUACAACCUCUCUGAUACGACAGCACAUCCCUGCAGCCAGCCUGCUCCAGGAGAACGAUGAGCAGCUUGUGUACACGCUGCCGCUCAAGGACAUGGACAAAUUUGCAGGCUUGUUUUCUGACCUCGACACUCAUUCCCACCUGGGCGUUAUCACCUAUGGCGUUUCAAUGACGACACUGGAGGAUGUCUACCUGAAGCUGGAGGUUGAGGCAGAGAUUGAUCAAGCAGAUUACAGCGUGUUCAAUUCCCAGCAAGUGCAGGAUGAAAUGGAUACAAAAUCCCUUGAUGAUAUGGAGCAGAGCCUCCUGAUGCUGUCGGAGACAAAGGCACCAGCAAUGAGCAGUACAGCCCUCUGGAAGAAGCAGGUUUCCACCAUAGCAAAAGUUCAUUUCCUUAGUCUCAAGCGGGAAAAUAAGUGUGUGAGAGUUAUGUUGUUGCUUUUCCUGAUUUUUCUUGUAGUUCAGAUUUUAUUGUUUUUCAUACACCACAUCAUCAAAAACUCUGUAGCUGCUAUCAAACUCUCCCCAGAUUUGUACUUGCUGAAGCCCGGAGAGAAUUCUCACAAGUACAGGAGUCGCCUCCUGCUGCAGAACUCCACAGAAUCCAGUAUUGAUGACAUUGUCCACUCUCUUGGGAGCAUGAAUAUCCUCUUGGAGAUGUUCAAUGACAGUGAUUACGUCUCGGUAGCACCUCACAGCACAGCUUUAAAUGUAUUUGACCUUGAAUCCAGACAGAACUAUGUUUUCACAGUUGUAUUCAACAGUACCAUGGUGCAUUCCCUGCCAGUUUUAAUGAACAUCAUCAGCAAUCUACUCCUGCGUAAUUUAAACGUGACGGAGAGCAUUCAGAUCUGGAGCAACCCCUUCAUUCAGAACCUUCCAGACACAAUUUUCAGGCUGGAGAUCUAUUUUGAAGCAGUAUUGCUGGGAAUUAUCAUAACUGGAAUGCCACCGUAUUUUGCCAUGGACAAUGCAGAAAACCAUAAGAUCAAAGCAUACACGCAGCUGAAGAUAGCAGGGCUUUAUCCCUCUGCUUACUGGACAGGGCAAGCUGUGGUUGACCUCCCACUGUUCUUCUCCAUCCUUAUCCUGAUGAUAGGCAGCCUCUUCGCCUUCCACUACGGUGUUUAUUUCUAUGUGGGCAAGUUCCUUGCUGUGAUUUUCUGCCUGAUUGGUUAUGUCCCAUCAGUCGUGCUCUUCACUUAUGUGGUCUCCUUCACGUUUAAAAAAGUCCAGAAUACAAAAGAAUUUUGGUCAUUCAUAUUUUCAGUGACAGCCUUGCUAUGUACGGUUGUCACCGAAGUGGCGUUUUUUCUGGACUAUUACCUGGUAACCACCGUCCUGCAUUAUGUCUUCUCCAUCUUCAUUCCCAUUUAUCCCCUUAUUGGCUGCCUGAUUUGUUUUAUAAAGGUCUCAUGGAAAGGCAAGCGGAAGAACAGUGGAUACUACGACCCGUGGGACCGGCUCCUGGUAGCAGUUCUAGCUCCCUAUUUGCAGUGUGUCGUGUGGCUGUUCCUACUGCGGUGUUUCGAGCUGAAGAAUGGAGGGAGGACAGUGAGAGAGGAUCCAUUUUUCAGGUCUUGUUUUACCAAAGCCAAAACUUGGAAGUUUCCAGAUGUGCCACGUGAUGACAACGAAGAUGAAGAUGUGAAGGCAGAGAGGCUGCGAGUCCAAGAAGUGCUGAGCAGCCCCAAAAGCGAGGAGAUGCCAGCAAUCCUGGUCAGCAGCUUGCACAAAGAGUUUGAUGAAAGAAAGGAAUUUCUUCUGGGGAGAAAAAUAAAGAAAGUGGCAACGAACCAUGUUUCUCUCUGCGUAAAAAAAGGGGAGAUACUGGGUUUGUUAGGACCCAAUGGAGCUGGAAAAAGCACGUUAAUCAAUAUGCUUGUUGGAGAGAUUGAGCCAACCAGUGGGCAAGUUCUGAUGGGAGAUGAUGCUUUUGGCCUGCACAGUGAAGAUGACUCAGUGAAAUUUGUGGGGUACUGUCCUCAAACCAACCCGCUUUGGCCAGAUAUUACAUUGCAGGAACACUUUGAAAUUUAUGGUGCCAUCAAAGGAAUGAGUCCAUCUGAUGUUAAGGAAGUCGUAAAGCGCAUCUCAAGUGCCCUGGAUCUAAAAGACCACCUGCAGAAGACAACCAAGAAGCUGGGAGUGGGGAUGAAGCGCAAGCUGUGCUUUGCCCUCAGUAUGCUGGGCAACCCGCGGGUCACACUCCUGGAUGAACCAUCAACUGGGAUGGAUCCAAAAGCCAAGCAGCACAUGUGGAGGGCAAUUCGAGCAGCAUUUAAAAAUAAGGAGAGAGCAGCAAUCCUGACCACUCACUACAUGGAGGAGGCAGAUGCUGUCUGUGACCGUGUGGCCAUCCUGGUGUCUGGGCAGCUCAGAUGUAUAGGUACCGUCCAACACCUGAAGAGUAAGUUUGGCAGAGGAUACUUCUUGGAAAUGAAACUAAAAGAAACAGCAGAUGUACAGCAGGUGGAUUAUCUGCAGAGCCAGAUUUUGCACAUCUUCCCCAACGCGAAUCGCCAGGAAAGUUUUGCUUCUAUUUUGGCAUAUAAAAUUCCUAAAGAAGAUGUACAAUCGCUUUCACAUUCUUUUUCCAAGCUGGAAGAAGUAAAACAUGCCUUUAACAUCGAGGAGUACAGCUUUUCCCAGGCAACACUGGAACAGGUUUUUGUGGAGCUUGCUAAAGAGCAGGAAGAGGAGGACAGCACCUUUGGCACCCUGAACAGCACACUGUGGUGGGAGAGAACACAGGAAGACAGGGUUGUUUUCUGA